Molecule: messenger RNA, 1313 nt
Organism: Salarias fasciatus (jewelled blenny)
Lineage: Eukaryota; Metazoa; Chordata; Actinopteri; Blenniiformes; Blenniidae
Product: leucine-rich repeat-containing protein 27-like
Exons: 10
Coding region: 1-1302 (433 amino acids)
Cellular component (GO): cytoplasm
Molecular function (GO): protein binding
Source: RefSeq, a predicted model, not a curated record
AUGAGCUCCCCGGACAGAGAGGGGGGUCAUCCCGGGGCGAGCUGUGUGUUUGCGGGCUGUGCUGUCACCCGGCAGACCCCCCUCUCACCGCCACAGCAUCACCCAGCAGAGACCUUGAGUCUGAGGAGAUCUCAGCUGGAACGGAUCCCAGACAGUGUCCUGGAGAGCUCCUCCCUGACGUAUUUGUGUCUGGAAGGGAACCUCAUAUCCAGUAUCCCAGAGUCCAUGUUCAUCAGCCUGCCCAAACUGCUGUGGCUGGACCUGAGAAAAAACCAAAUUACAUCGCUCCCGCCUGAAAUCGGCUCACACAGGUGUCUGAAAACACUUCUUCUUGAAGGAAACCCGAUCUCAGAACUUCCCCCUGAGCUUGGAAAUGUGAUUUCCCUGAGUGGCCUGAACCUGAGGGACUGCCCCGUCCGUUUCCCCCCGCAGCACAUCCUGCACCAGGGCCUGCAGGUCAUCCUCCAGUACCUGAGGACCGCUCUGGCUCAGCGGCCAGUCAUCACCAGCAAAACCCCUCCAGGUGACCGCAUUCAGACGAUGGUGUUGCCCCUGAUCGCUGUUUCAGAGCUGCCAGCGCUGGAGAAGCUCCAGCUGUCGGAGCUGGACGAGCAGGAGGACUCGGUGGACGAGGACGACCUGCAGAGGUUCAGGGAGCUGAAGGAGAGGCUGACCCUGCUGGACCGGUCCGAGCUGGCCUCCGUCGCUCAGGGCCGGAACAGAUCCAACUCACAAACCCUCCCCACGAACAGGAAUUUAUUUGUCAGGAAAAAGACAACCACAGAGGCGGGAGUAAUCCCCAAGCUCCCGCUGUUUGAUACUGAGAGCGGGGAGAGGCCGGAGGAGAGGAGGCGGGCGGAGAAGGAGAAACAGGCCGUCCUGGAACAAAGAAGAAAAAGCAGAGAGGCUCUGCAGAAGUGGCGCACCAAAGCCAAACUGGCCCAGGAGAGGAGAGCGUUUGAGCUGAAGAAAAAGAAGCUGGAGAGACAAAGGAAGCAGGAGGAGGAAGAAGCCUCUAAAUCUGGUUUGGAGCGCGGCGACUGUGCUCCGUCUGUGGAAGAGAACAGGUCAGCCUCAGAGCUGCAGCGACAGAUCCGCACACACGUGGAGAAGAUGCAGGAGAGACGCAGUAACCCGAAAGGCCCCGGCACCGAGCAGGUCGCAGCAGCAGAGGACGACGUCAGACAGAUGACGAAAUUACAAACUCUGGUUCUGGAGAGGAAGAGAAAUCUCGGGAAGGAGCUUGAAAAAACCUUCACUAUCUUCAAUACAGACACCUGGUCAGACUUGACUGAUAAGUGACAGGAAACACA